GUCAUAUUUCUCAUUGCAAGCAUUUGUGCUAAAACUUAUAGAUCAUGAUGUUGUUUGUUAUUUGUAUCGCUGUUAGUAUUGCAACGGUUUAUUCUGCUAAUGAUGCUGUUGCAUUCACAAAAGGUCUUGCUUCACAUUCACACUUGACAAAAGGCGAAAUCAUACCAUUUGACAGAAAUAUUACAGUGAUCAACGCCGUCUUCACCGGUGACGGAAAGUUUCAAGUACAAACUCCGGGCAUUUAUUCUUUCCAUUUCCACGCACUUAGCAGGAAUGACGAGGAAAUAUGGAUGGACCUCUAUAAAAACAAAGAAUAUAUCGUAUCAAUAUAUGCGUAUACCUUUAAUGACUGGUCAGAUGGAGGUAACACCGUUAUCCUAGAACUACAAAAGGGGGAUCUUAUUUUUGUGAAGGCCGUUGAUGAUUACAAUAACUGGAUUUAUGGUGCUGCUGAUGAAGUUUAUACAACAUUCAGUGGCGAACUGGUGGUUCCUGAAACGACAGCUGCUUCGUCAGACAAAAUAGCGUUUUGCGUUUCUCUAACCCACAAUGUGACUUUAAAUGGUGAUCGUGUUAUCUAUGAUAAAAUAUUUACCAAUGUCGGAAAUGGCUAUGAUCCAAAUACGGGAGUGUUUACAGUAUCAGUAACAGGACUUUAUAUGAUUCAUUACCAUGCGCUUGCGGAACUUGGAGAGACAAUGUGGUUGGACUUGUAUCAUAAUGAUAAGUACAUAAAUUCUGCUUUUGGAGCGGCACCUAGUACGUAUGCAGAUCAUGGUAACAGUGCAAUUUUAGAUCUGCACGCUGGAGAUAAAAUUUCAGUGAAUGGAAAACCCGGAAAUACAGUCAUAAUAUAUGGAGAUGCAUCAGAUGAACAACUGUAUGCGACCUUUUCUGCUUUUCUGAUUUCGCCUGCUCUACAUGGUGCACCUGCAUCAGUAGGCACCAAUAGACAAGUUCCGGCUUUCUCCGUUGGACUAACCCGAGAUGUAGAUAGCACCCAAACUGGAUUGACGACAAAUAACGUGAUAUUUGACAGAGUAUGGACAAACCAGGGCGGAGUUUUUAAUAUGGCAACAGGAGUAUUUACAGCUAAAAUUCAUGGCGUCUACGUUUUUCAUUACCAUGCUCUCUCUGAUAAAAAUACUGAGGUACUAAUAGACCUUUAUCAUAAAGAUAAAUACAUUGACUCACUGUAUGGUCAUCAUUCUAAUGGAUGGGCAGGCGGCAGCAACUCGGCUACUCUCGAACUAUCAGUCGACGACACUGUACAUUUAGAUAUGGCUGUUAACUCUACAACGGCAAUGUCCGGAGCUCCAAAUGACAUUUAUACCACAUUUUCGGGAUACCUCUUGUCACCAAUUACAAACUGAAGCAGUAUAUUCUUAAAAAGGAAAGCUUGAUAUAUCUUCGUUUCACUUUGUAAGAUUGAUAAAGGAUUAUUUGUU
Messenger RNA from Mytilus trossulus (common blue mussel), 1448 nucleotides. RefSeq lists its product as uncharacterized. The transcript is spliced from 5 exons. Gene Ontology annotation, molecular function: protein binding. Bases 45 to 1373 code for a protein of 442 amino acids. Lineage: Eukaryota; Metazoa; Mollusca; Bivalvia; Mytilida; Mytilidae. The record is from RefSeq and is a predicted model, not a curated record.